AAAAUUUAGAUAUCUAACCUAUUAUUGUUAUUAUUUCGCCAUAUGCUCUUAUUGCAGUUUAUAAUUGGUAUAUAUUGGCCAAUAGGAAUGCGAGCAUACUGAUGAAGUUUUAAUGAAGUCUCGAUACCUUACGAACAUAGCAGUUAGGUUUUCAAAGCAACUGAGCACUGACAAACUCGAAGUCUGGUCAACAAUACAGAAACUGGAAGAUAGAGAGAUCUUGCAAACUCCAUUGGGUUGAAACUGCAACCUGUGAAGUCAAUAUGCCAGGCGUGCUGACAUUUCUUCUCCUUAUCUCGCAAAUAGCAGUCGUUGCAGCCUGCCCUGGCUUUUGUCAUUGCGAUAGUUCUUACAUGGCGAACAAAACAGUGUGCCGCAGACAAGAUCUUUGGCUUGCUCCCCCCGGCGUCUCGCCACACACCACACACCUGGAUCUCCUGGGAAAUCUUCUUAUUACCGUGACAAGAGGAUAUCUACGAAACCUGAGACAGCUCUUAGAACUUAACUUGGGAAUGAAUCAGAUUGAUUACAUCGCAAGUGGAACUUUCACAGACAUGGCUAAGCUGGAAUUACUAGAUUUGUCUGGGAACCAGUUGACCUUCAUCAGCGAGGGAAUGUUCACCGGACUGAGAAACCUGACCACGUUGUACCUUAGUGAGAAUCGAAUCACGAGGAUCGAGAGCGGAAGUUUACUUGGCAUGCACAGGCUAACACAUCUGUUCCUGUUUAUGAAUGAGAUUCUCGAUCUUCCCGCGUCGCUCUUCUGGGGAACACCAAAUUUGAAAAUUCUCUCAAUCAACAGGAACAAUAUUACAAAGCUGCACCAGCACCUCUUUCGUAAUUCACUGCAUCUGGAAUACCUAUUUAUGCAGUUCAACGAACUCAUCACCAUCCCUGACGAUACCUUUGGAAACACGUCUCAUCUGCGAUACAUAUUUAUGGAUGAUAACAAUCUUACUACAAUAAAGCCAAAUACAUUCAAAGGAGCCCGAGCCCUCGAGAUUCUAUCUCUGACAAAUAACGUCGCCCUGAAAACCGUCGAGGACGACACGUUUAAUGUAGCCAACUUGCCUAACCUGCGUCUCAUGUACAUCCUCAAUACUCAACUCGUCCGCAUCCGCAUGAGCCAGUUCAAGGAUCACCAGAAGGUCGGCGUCGUCAUCUCUCCAACGGUCGCCAAGUACCCCAUCAUGGCGGCCAACGACUCCCGCCUCCAGGGAGGACUGGGACGGAACGGGUUCACUUGUGACGGCGACCAGUGCACUCCAUGUCACUUUGGCGAGUUCCAGACCCGUGAGAACGACACGUACUACUGCAAAAAGUGCCCUCCAGGGGGAUUUUACCAGAACGCUGUUGGACACUUCGGGAAAAUUGCGGGUCUUACGGGAUGCCGUCCUUGCGCCCGCGGGACGUACGUCAAGGUGUCUACGGCGCCGGGAAAAGUCCGCUUCACGUGUAAAGUGUGCCCAGCAGGUACUAGAACCGAUCAGUGGUCAAACUACCGGGGCUGCUUCUGCAUCGAUAACUUCUACCGUAAGCACAGAUUUGGAGAGUGUGAGGCUUGCCCCAAGGGAGGUAUCCGAGGAGUGCUGUGUAACGAGACUCAACUUGUCAGGGAAGGAUACUGGUGGCAGUUCAGGAACUAUAAUGAAAGCUGGGGGUAUCAGUAUUUUCUCGACACGUUAAUGGAGCCGUAUGAUAACUACGACCUCCGCUAUCUCGGCUUCGAUGGGGAGUUCCCCAAGGCUUAUCCCUGUCCCCGCGCCGCCUCGUGCCUAGGCCUCCUCAACUCCGUGAGGAAACCGUGUGAGGAUGGGUACGGUGGACCUUUGUGCGAGGUGUGUGAAAAAGGGUUCCACAAGUCCAUGUCUCGUUGCGUUAAGUGCCCGACCUUGCCAUGGUUGAUCGUCCAGCUCUCGAUGAUCGGCUUUAUCUUCCUGGUCAUCAUCUUGAUCCUUCUGAGAGACGAGCGAAAGGAGAAGUACAAGAACCGCACCCUGACAGACGUGGUGCUCGCUAGACUUAAGAUAGUGGUCGGCUUCUACCAGGUGACAUCUGGCACGCUAGACGCUUUUUCGUACAUCGAGUGGCCAGAUGCGCUACUUCAAAUGACAAACUACGCCAAGUUCCUACAGCUUAACCUUGUGCAGAUUGCUCCUCUUCACUGCUUCACUGACUCGCUGAAGCUAAGUGCGUACGAUGGCUUGGUACUAACCGUUGGGCUAAACUUGGGCGUGGUAGUCCUGUGCUUGCUCUACUACAACAUAAAGAAGCAAGUUGUGCUCUGCAGUAGCGACCGUACGGAGGAACAGAAAAUUGACGACAUACACUACUCCAAAUCCAACUGCUACCGAAGUGCGUUCCUUAUUCUGUUCAUCACUUUCCCCGAAACAAGCUCUCGCAUCCUUGGAAUGCUGCCUCCGGCCUGUAUGGAACUUUGCCAGGACAGAGCGCGCAACAACUGUACCGAUUACCUCAAGGCUGAUUAUACAAUCAACUGCUUUGACGAUCGCUACAACAAAUACGUGAAAUUCGCGUACGCAGGCUCGGUCUACCCAAUCAUCUUCCCACUCGCCACCAUCUUCAUCCUCUACACAUUCUACUACCGGAAGUACAUACGCCCUGGCGCACGCAUGAUUUAUGACAAGAAGCCUCUGGCAGUAGUCGAUGGGCUCAAGUUUGUCUAUGAAAACUACAGCUCGCGUUGCUGGUACUGGGAGAUUGUGGAGAUGAUUCGAAAGCUGGUUCUAACUUCCGGCCUGUCUCUGAUUGGCUCUGAGGGACGAACAUACGUCGGCAUGGCCGCAAUGGCGUCUGGAUUUUACGCUGUUGCACAUGCGCAGGCUCGACCAAUCCCAGAUAACUUUGAGCACCUUCUGCAGUUGGCCUCGCUUGUGGCUACGUUCUUUAACUUGAGUGUGGGAAUGCUGCUGAGAAUCCCCAAGGUGAUGACGAACUACACUAUCGAGAACGACAAGGACUCGGUGGGAGUGACAGUCAUUCUAAUCUUUGCAAACAUCAUGGUCACAGGACUUGUUGUCGCCCGUUAUGUGAUAUCCCUGGGCCAGAGCUUCCUGGCCGUGGUACGGAAUCCUCAUUGUAGUUGGGAGUGCUGCCUAUCAGUGGUACUUUCAGUCCAGGAAGCUGGUUCCGACUUGACAGAUAUGAAGGAUGUAGGCGCGCAGGACUUUAAGGGAACGCUCCAGCAAGGGGAGACCUUCGAGAUCACCGGAGUACAGGGGACUAUUGGUGACAUGGGCCUUCUUGACAUGGGAGUGGAGAAUCAGGGAAUGGAAAAAGAGGAUGAGCUAAUGGGGCCAAGAGAAGACCCAGUCGGCGAAGAGGCGCCAAAAUUACACAAAGUGACAACCGAGCUGGGUAAAUCACCACUCAGGCGACUCAUACAAAGACGACUGAGAAGACAGAAGGAGUCAUGCGAGUUUCCAAUAGAGCUAGAAGCCGCUGAGACAGUAAUUGAACUCCACGAUGGACCAGUAAGCCAGGAUAUGGGCCAUCGAUCUUUUAACCAAGGAAUGAUGAAUGAAGGAUUCGCACUGGGCGGUUAUGAUCGAGGAGGAGAAGGCUACAAGGGGAUUGUCAACGAAGCAGCUGACGUCGAUGACCUUGAGGUCAUCAACGUCGAGCUCCAACAAGUCACUUCAACACCUGAGAUGUUCAAACAGUGUGGUGGUGUCCCUCAAUCGCUUUAUAAUAUCAAGGAGAAUUCAGGCGUGACGGCCAAGCCAAAAGAAGAGCAGGGAAGACGGAAUAUUAGCGAAGACAGGGAUGCUGAUGACCAAGCUGGAAGUCAGUCGCUUUAUCCUGAUGUUAAGCAAAAUGCAGGAGAAAAGGUCCAACCAGGAUAUCAGAAUGAACGGAAUAUUAGCAAAGACAGGGAUACUGAAGAUCAAUCUGAUACAUUAGCUGUGUCAAGUGAUAACAUUGUGCCCAACACCGAACCGUGUGCUCAAGCCGAUAACUUCACACAAAAAGAAGCUGAUGGGAUUCCAAACCUAAAAAAGGAAAAUAUGUCUGUUUGCAGAGCUGUUAUGAUGGAAAUGCUGGGAGAACAGUCGACGAAUGACGAUCAGGUCAAUGGUGGUCUGAUGAGAGCGGCUGAAGGGGGACAGGGAGGGGACGUAGAAUAUGGUGAAGAGGAGGGAAUGUCGGCACACAGGGGAGUGAAGGGAGAUCCAGUACGUGACGCCCUGAUGAAUGAAGCAAGCGGAGAAGAGAGAGUAACAAUCAAAAAGGGAAACCCAGUUAGUGACGUCCAAACCGUGCAAGACCAUGCAUCACAUGUUGCUGACGUAGAGAUUUGUCUAACAAGUGGAAUGAGUGAACGCCAAAAGGAAAAGAAGGCUGGUGGUCUAGAGGGCGGUCAGAGAAAUGAAGAACGCGCCAAGGAAGCCAUAGAUGGUGGCCAGGUGAUUGAUCACGCGGGAGAUGCUCAUCUUAAUAAAUGACUGAGACAAGAGGAGAUACCACUAUGAACAGUGCGCACGAGGAGCGGGUGAAUAACUACAGGUCAUAGAUUAAAGACUCUAAAACCGACUAGCAUAACGCUGAUCUUUUGCUUAUUUAUAUAAAUAUUGAAAUUGCAUGAUUCAUUGUGAAAAAAGUAAAAUUAGAAUAGCAAUAGAAUGAAGUAGCUGUAGGAUGGAUUUGACUUCUCAGUCUAAUUUUAAUUAGUUCUCUAUUGACAUGUGCCACCGUUUGCAUUGAUUUUUUGCCGCAGUACACGACUAGCCACACAAGUCGCAGCUUUAAAAUGGACCGAAACAUCCUACUAUUGGUGCAUUUUGUAAAAAGAAAAUUGUACAUGUAUACCCUUGCAUACUUAUAUUCCUUAACAAUAUAAAGGGUACGUAAAAAUAUAAAGUCACGUAAAGACUUCCAUUAGUGAAGGAUACGAUUGACCUUUUCAUGAUGUAGAUAAUGACAAAGCGUUCGAUCUAAUCACACGCUUAAAAUGCGUUAAUAGCUUACGAUACUCCUCUGUUCAUGUCUAAUGCAAAAGAGUGUUUUGGUCUGAAAUGUGGUAAAAUGCGAGUAAAUACUAAAGACAGAGUACCAAACAUAAGACUGUUGAAUGUGCUGUAGGAUCUGCGUUCCCUGCUAGCAGAGGCCUCUUUUCUCUGUUUUAAUCCGUAUUUCGGGCUGGCGUUCGCGAGGAAAAGAAACCUCUGCUAUGGGUCGAAACUUUGUUUGAUCAAACCGUGGACGGGGAGAUCCAGAGCGCAUGCUCCGUUCAUUAUUUACUGGCCACUAUUUGAGCCCAUAAGACUAGCGCAUGCGUGAAGCGUAUAUCCGCUGCGGGAUAACAAGCCCGCAUUCGAAACGACUUCCUCGGUAGAAAUAUUACCAUUUGAUGCCUCCUCUUCAUUCAGAAUUUUCAGAAUCUUUUGCCUACCGAGUCAAUCUACCGUUUAAAGCUUUUGCAUAUUCUUCUGGAAUAAGCUGAUCUAAGUUUCAUAUGAAGAAAACGUUGUCGUUUUGGGGGUCUGGUACCGAGGAAUCUUUGUUUUUAGAUACUUUCUCUAUAGAUUAAAGAUGGCCACAGUCA
This is a messenger RNA of Nematostella vectensis (starlet sea anemone), 5566 nucleotides long. RefSeq lists its product as uncharacterized. The coding region runs from base 264 to 4466 and encodes 1400 amino acids. The transcript has 26 exons. NCBI's taxonomy places the organism in Eukaryota, Metazoa, Cnidaria, Anthozoa, Actiniaria, Edwardsiidae. Gene Ontology annotation, molecular function: protein binding. The record is from RefSeq and is a predicted model, not a curated record.